AUGAUGAAGAUUGCUGAAGACGAUCAAGGAACAACUUUGGACACCCCGAUGAUAUUGAAUAGUACAGUGUCAGUGCAGUUUGUAGAGGAAAAAUUUAUGAGAAUGUUGAAUACAACAUCAAGAUUUGGUGAAAACGUAGAAGUGACAACUCUUGGCGUUGGCGAAGGGUUUUUGUCAAUUGUCGCUCGUUUGAGACCAAAUUGGAUUCCACAAGAAGAAAACCUUCCGCAGUCAUUCAUCGUCAAAAUUCCCUCAGUUACUGCUUGUGAAAAACUGAUUAGAGGGAAUAAUUUGAUGAAGGCGUAUGACGAAGAAAACAUUUCUUUAGACAGUAUAAUAACCUGGUUGAAUUCGUUUAUUCAUGAGGCUCACAAUGCUGAAGUUGCAUUUUACAAAAUGGUGCAAGAGUGUAAAAUCGCAAUAAGCGUGCCAAAAAUGUAUUUUGGUGAAUCGUUCACAGAUGCAAGUUCUCAGGGUUUGCUAGCAUUUGAAGAUGUGGGAGACAAGGCAGCAACCAUUCCAAUAUACCAAACGCUUACCAUCGAUGAAGUAAAACAGGUUUUAAGCGAGAUAGCAGUGCUUCAUGCUUAUUCAAUGAGAAAUCCGAAUUGCUUCUGUUUGGGAAACCUUUCAGUUGCUGAAGUGAUUUUGCACUUAGCACCCACUGUGGGCUAUGUAGAGCAGCUGAAAUUAUUCAGACGUUCAAACAUUGAAACUGUUGCACCGAUAUGCGAUGAACUUCUUGACUAUUACGAAGAUGUAUGGAAUCCAGAACUGAUGAAGACAGUUCAUAUUGACUACGGAAUACCGCCUGUAUUGGUUCAUGGCGAUCUAUGGGUUUCAAACGUUCUUUGGAUUGAAGAGCAAAACCACCGAAGAAUGGUUUCUAUAAUUGACUGGCAGUUUAUUCAUCCUGGUUGCGGAGUCGAAGACGUAGCUCGAUUUAUUGGCGGGGCUAUGAGCGCAAAGGAACGUAGAAGCAGUUUGGAAAUUCUGCUACUGUUUUAUUAUCAAGAAUUGGAAAAAAAUUUUGGUCAAGCUUUACCAUUUCUUUUCGGGGAUCUAAAAGAGGCAUUUGAAAGAAUAUAUGCAUUUUCGCUGUUCCUCUACACAACGCAGAUUGGAACGUUCACUCAGAUGCAGGUGAACAAAGCCAGUCCUGUUCAGAGAAAGAAAUACAUCGAAAAUAUCACUGAGAAAGCCAUCGGUUUAGUCGAGGAUAUUCUUCAUUAUGCUAAAAAGAACAGAGAGUGGCGUCUGAAGAAUCGAAUAUAA
Enterobius vermicularis (human pinworm) is the source of this 1275-nucleotide messenger RNA. Lineage: Eukaryota; Metazoa; Nematoda; Chromadorea; Rhabditida; Oxyuridae. The record is from the annotation of a GenBank genome assembly.